Messenger RNA from Python bivittatus (Burmese python), 1284 nucleotides. Lineage: Eukaryota; Metazoa; Chordata; Lepidosauria; Squamata; Pythonidae. The record is from RefSeq and is a predicted model, not a curated record.
AUGGGCUCGGACGUUCGCGACCUCAACGCGCUGUUGCCACCGUCGGUGCCGCCCCUUACGGGCAAUGGGAACUGCUCCAUGCCGGUGAGCAGCGCGACGCAGUGGGCUCCGGUGCUGGACUUUCCGCCGGGGGCCUCCUACGGCUCGCUGGCCCCGCCGCCCUCGGCUUUCAUCAAGCAGGAGCCCAGUUGGAGCGCUACCGAGCCGCAUGAGGAACAGUGCCUGAGCGCCUCCACCGCCCACUUCUCCGGGCAGUUCACUGGCACGGCUGCCGCCUGCCGCUACCGGCCCCUGGGCCCCCCGCCCCCCAGCCAAGCCCCCUCCAGCCAGGCGCGGAUGUUCCCCAACGGCCCUUACCUGCCCAACUGCCUAGAGAGCCAGCAAGCCAUCCGCAAUCAAGGUUACGGCACAGUGGCGUUUGAUGGAGCUCCAAGUUACGGCCAUACUCCCUCUCACCCUGGGGCACAGUUUACAAACCACUCCUUCAAGCACGAGGACCCCAUCGGCCAGCAGACGCCUUUAGGUGACCAACAGUAUUCGGUGCCUCCCCCAGUGUACGGCUGCCACACUCCCACAGACAGUUGCUCCGGCAGCCAGGCUCUUCUCCUGAGGAACCCUUACAACAGUGACAAUAUAUACCAAAUGACUUCUCAACUUGAAUGCAUGACAUGGAACCAAAUGAACUUGGGAUCCACACUUAAGGGCCAUGCAACAGGAUAUGAAAGUGAUAAUCACGCAGGCCCAAUGUUAUAUAGCUGUGGGGCCCAGUACAGAAUACAUACCCAUGGAGUUUUUAGAGGAAUUCAGGAUGUGCGGCGGGUGCCUGGAGUGGCUCCGACAAUUGUUAGAUCAGCAAGUGACACAAAUGAAAAGCGACCUUUCAUGUGCGUGUAUCCUGGCUGUAACAAGAGAUAUUUUAAACUGUCUCAUUUGCAGAUGCACGGUAGAAAGCACACUGGAGAAAAGCCGUAUCAGUGUGACUUUAAGGACUGUGAACGAAGAUUCUCUCGUUCAGAUCAACUCAAAAGGCAUCAAAGGCGGCAUACAGGUGUGAAACCCUUCCAGUGUAAAACCUGUCAGAGAAAGUUCUCCAGAUCUGAUCAUCUGAAGACUCACACCAGGACUCAUACAGGUGAAAAACCUUUCAGUUGUCGGUGGCCCAGCUGUCAAAAGAAAUUUGCUCGAUCUGAUGAAUUGGUCCGCCAUCAUAAUAUGCACAACAGGAACAUGACUAAACUUCAACUAACCCUUUAGAUGUUUCAUAGUUUUUGCACAACCCAGAUG